Hemibagrus wyckioides is the source of this 2034-nucleotide messenger RNA. RefSeq names its product M-phase specific PLK1 interacting protein (gene mplkip). The transcript is spliced from 2 exons. NCBI's taxonomy places the organism in Eukaryota, Metazoa, Chordata, Actinopteri, Siluriformes, Bagridae. Gene Ontology annotation, cellular component: nucleus; midbody; centrosome. Bases 571 to 1107 code for a protein of 178 amino acids. The record is from RefSeq and is a predicted model, not a curated record.
GAGCGCAGAGGGUUUGUGUUGUUCGGCUGUUUACGGCGGUGAUCUGGACUGAAGGAAAUCUCCGUACGGAAGGACAGCGAUGGAAAUUUCAUUCUAGAAAUGCAAAUUAAAAAUUAUUCCGGAGCCUCUGGGAUUGCUUCAAUAGCUUCAAGAAAAAUAAAGGAAGAAAAAAAAGAAGAAGAGGAUUGCGGCGUUUGGUGUGCGGAACUAAUUUGCACUUGGGUUGUGUUUAGGUCGGACUCUUUUUUUGUUUGGUUGUAACGUUGGUACGGUUCACUACAAAUUAAAGGCUAAUUUGGAAUACAUUUAAAAUAAUACAGUAAACUUUUACAUUUACAUGUAUAUUUAGUGCAUAAUGUAUAAUAAAUGUUUAAGAGCAAAUUAAAAAACGUGCUUAUUAGAAAGAUUUAUCGUCGCGGAUAAAGCAGCUUAUUUCAACUUCCGGUUCCGGUUUUAGUGUAAGCUUGCGUAUUUUGGUUUCGACGCUGAAACGGCGUGUGGUCAUUUAACCCACCGGUGAAACCGUGAUCAACCGUUUCGGAACAUUUUUAAGCGAUUUCGAUAGACAGAAUGCAGCGGCCACAUUUCCGAUCUCCGUAUCCAGCAGCUGGUCAGAGGGGUGGAGGAUUUCGGACUCCUCCGCCCGCUAUGGACAGGGCAGGGGGCAGCAGGUUUCCCUCUCCGCCCUGGGCUUUCCCGAACGGGCCGUACGGACCCAGGUUCGGGUCGUAUGGCGGUUCUCCGGUGACACACACCUCGCCAAGAGAGUUUAGCGGUAAUAGAGGCGCUGGUUGCGGGAUAUAUAACACCAAGUCCCCGGGACACACACCGCGCAGAUCGAACGGUAGUCCGAGUUCCAGACACUCGCCAUAUCAGAGUCCAGGAGCACACAGCGGAUAUCAGGGUUCUCCGCGGACAUCCACGCCGUACGGCAGGGACAGAGGCACAAACGAUAUGGAUAAGUAUUACAAAGCGUCCAUGCUCCAGGACCCGUGGGCUAACCUCCAGCCCGUUUCAGUGACCCAGACCCAGUCCAAAUGCAGCUCCCAGCAGGCCACACACACAGGCAGGACAGGGAGGUACUACAACAAAAACUCCACUGCUUAAACAGACUUAUUUUUCUUUUCCCACCAUUAAUAUUUUAUUUUAGAAUUUUUUUGGACACAACAAACCCGGACUUGGACUCACCAGCAGCAGUAACACUUCCAGUGCUCACUGUUUACAGCAUUUUCUUUUUUAGAUUUUAUAUCCUGGAUAUCUCUAUCCUAUUGUACAUUUUUGUACAUUUUUAAUUUGAAGUAUAGGAUCCAAACAGGCGUACUGGCUCACACACACUAAAGAAUGGUUGUGCUUUACCUCUCCAUCAGCUUCUAAACUGGAUUUCUUAGAAUUCCCAUCGUAGUGUUUUCAUCACUUCACACUAAAAUGUGUGUUAAAUCAGGAAAAAGGAAAAACCACAACAUCCGAACUUGAACACAUCCCAGCUUCCUUGUCAGGGAAUUGUUCGGGAUAAAUAAUCAUUGCUCUGUGUGUGUGUGUGUGUGUGUGUGUGUACAGCAUUAAGAGGUCUAAUCUACCUCUGACCCCAUGCUGUUAAACUCAACCAGCACAACCUUUUUCUAGAUUUUAUUCUAAUUUUGUACAUUCUGUAAAAAAAAAAAAAACCUUGGCUUUUUGUCUUUCAUUUUAUUUCAGACCUGUAAUUUUUUUUUUGUUAAAAACAAAAGAAAAGUUAGAAAAAUGUUUUGUUUUUUUUUUUAGUAUUUUUUUUAACUUUCUCAGGGUUUCCUAAAUGCUUAGGUACCUCAAUCGAGUUGCUCUUAACUUGGGGUAAAAAAUAGAGACUGUAUUUAAACCCUUUUGUCGAUGUUUUUCCUCCGUGAUGUGAUUUACUGACUUGGAGGCAUCUUUUAUGUUCCACAGACAAAAAAAAAAACAAGAACAAAAAAAACACACGACUGUUUUAUAUCUUAAAAUUCUUUUUAAAAAAAGUUUCUGUAAAUCCUUUCGCCAUUCAUAAAUAUAUUUCAGUCA